Messenger RNA from Electrophorus electricus (electric eel), 2881 nucleotides. It is a transcript of the gene tmem209, whose product is annotated as transmembrane protein 209. Gene Ontology annotation, cellular component: membrane. The record is from RefSeq and is a predicted model, not a curated record. NCBI's taxonomy places the organism in Eukaryota, Metazoa, Chordata, Actinopteri, Gymnotiformes, Gymnotidae.
CUGCGGUGGUAACAUAUGCUUGCAGCUCCCUUUUGCCGCCUUGAAGUUUGAACUUAUGAUUGUUCAGAUAUAUGUGCCCUGUUCUUAAUGCCACUUCAGAGGUCCAUCAGUCUGCAGAACUGCUUAUUUCCAACGUAAUACAUUGUUAACAUGACACCCAAUAAAGAAGGCAUGUCCUCUCUCAUCGAAAAGACCAUGAGGAUGAGAAGGGAGGAACAAGAACGGCAAGUUGUCCUUGCCUGGGCAGUUCUGAACGUUUCUCUUGCUGGGAUGAUUUACACAGAAAUGUCAGGAAAGCUGCUCAGUAGAUAUUACAACAUAACUUACUGGCCAAUCUGGUACAUUGAACUGGCACUGGCCUCUUUGUUCAGCCUAAAUGCAGUCUUUGAUUUUUGGAAGUACUUCAAGUACACCAUGGCCCCUUCAACCAUUGCUAUUACCCCAGAACAACAUCGUCUUCUUGGCCUCCGGAACUCUGGAAUUCAAGCCUCGCCACCCCAGAAACCUGAAAAGAAGGAGACUCCAGUGCCUUCCCAGUCCUCUCCCUUGCAGGGUCAGAAUGUGCUUAGCUUCAGCCCUGCACGGCCCCCUAGCACCACCCCCAAGUUCUCCCCCAGCUGUGUGUCUGGCUUCAGCCCACCUCUGAGCACACCAUCCUCACCAGGCAGUGGGGCAGCCUUUUCCCCACCUGUGGCCUUUGGAAAGGUGUUGAACUGCAGUUCCGUACCCUAUCCCAGCAGUCUGGGUCCGGCGGAGGGCACCAGCCUGAGAACACGCUACCGCACCUCCCCUUCAGUCUUCAGUUCUCCAGGCGUCAAGGAAGACUACAUGGAUGACCUCAAGACCCUGGAGAAGUUCCUUCGCUCCGAGGAGGAGAAGAGCCACCGUAGUCAACUAGGGAGCCCUGAGUCGGCAUCUCCGUCACACAGUCCAACGUUCUGGAACUAUAACCGUUCUGUGGGGGACUAUGCUCAGAGUCUGCGCAAGUUCCAGUACCAGCCGGCCUGUCGCUCCCAGGCUCCCUCUGCCCACAAAGAUGAAACUGAGCUGGGCUCCAAACAAGCUGCUGAGGAGGUCUGGGCACGUGUUACAACUAGUCGUGUGGUCACUGACAAUAUUGACAGCUGGACUGCCAAACUAAGAAAUUGGAUAAAUGACACCAUUCUUGUGCAUCUGGUAAAAGAGAUGGAUUCCAUCAAUAGCCAACUCAGGAGAACGGGCAGCUCAGAGCUCCAGAUAGGAGAGGCCAGCAUCAGCAGCCUUAAACAGGCUGCCGUAGUCAAAGCAUCUGUCAUCCCCACCCUCAGUGCUAUAGUGCAGUACCUAGACAUCACACCUAACCAAGAGUAUCUGGUGGAGAGGAUUAAGGAGCUGGCCCACAGCGGAUGCAUGAGCUCUUUUCGCUGGAAUGGGGGAGGGAACCUGAAGAACAGAAAGUGGGACACAGACCUGCCAACUGACUCGGCUAUUCUGAUGCAUAUUCUGUGUACUUACCUGGACUCCAGGCUUCCUCCCCACCCAAAGUACCCAGAUGGGAAAACAUUCACAUCUCAGCAUUUUAUCCAGACACCACACAAGCCAGAUCUUUCCAAUGAGAACCUCUUUUGCAUCCACCAAAGCAGUACCAACCCCCCUCACUAUCAACUUGUCUAUCAGGGCCAUAUCUACAGCCUGCCUAAGGGCAGAAACAACCUGUUCCACACAGUCCUUAUGUUCCUUUUCAUCAUUAAAACCAAGGAGUCUGGCAUGCUAGGGAGAGUCAAUCUGGGGCUAUCGGGAGUGAACGUUCUUUGGAUAUUUGGUGAUUAACGUUGUAACCGUAUUUUAAUUACAUAAAUGUAACACAUUCUGAAAUGCUUGCUCAAAUACCAAAAUGUGGCAAAGUCUGUGAUUUGGUGACUUUUUUUAUUUUUACUGGUAGAAUUUACAGUGAUGUUACACGCUUCAGAAGGUUCAGAGAAUUGUGCACAGGUCCUAGGCUAUAGUUAAGAUCCAGAAACAUUUUCUGUAGCCUAGCAUGAGGCACUGAAUUAUUUUAAGUGCUAUAAGAAUCCAUUUUAAACAGAAAAAUGUUAACAGCUUUAUACUUAGAAUGAGUCAGAAGAGCAGAAAAUUGCUUUGUACAUAAUAUGCAGUUGAUUUUUUUUUUUUCUUUUGUAAUAAAUGUUAAACUGUUUUUUAGAGUGUUGGCUAGUUGUGUGCUGUAGGUACCAAGCCAUGAAGAAGCAUUUUCCCCAAUGUUCAAAUGUUUGUUUUUGUUUUCCUUAUUUUGUGAAUGUUAUCGUCAUAUAUCAAUUGUAAAGCAUUUAUUUAUUUUGAAAGUUCUGCAAACCUGACUACUCCUGCUUGUUGCUGGGUACAUCCUCUACCGUUAAGUUCUUUAUGUAUUUAGUAAUAUGACUAAUAUCCUUGAGCUGAGAAUUUUCAGCCUCAGAGAUGAGACCAUUAAGUAGCUGAGAACUAAAUAGCUGAAAAUUUCCCUUAAAUUUUAAUUGGUUGUCAGGGUUACCACAUUCAUGCUGAAGAGUCUUAUGUACAUAUCCAGAUUGUAACUCAAGCAAAUUAUACUUUUUUUUUUUUUUUUUUUUGGUGUCUGUUAAAGUGGGUCUGUACCAGGACUGGACUUCUAUAUUAGUCAUGACAGUUUCUUUGUUUGUCAAGGCUCUUUUAGCUGCCUGAUCAUGAUUUGGUAAGCUGCUACAUGCUGUCCACUUCAGCAAUGGACUUGUGUCAACACUCACAGGGCUUCUGGGAUAUCAUCUGCCAAAUUGCUUAUUUGUUGUAUUAUAUUAAGUUCUUUUCUGGAGAAGAAUUUAAUAUAACAAGUAGAUUUAAUAUAACAAGUAGAUGCAAUAAAUGAAACAAACCUGUUCAGACAUUA